This is a messenger RNA of Trichobilharzia regenti, 651 nucleotides long. The record is from the annotation of a GenBank genome assembly. NCBI's taxonomy places the organism in Eukaryota, Metazoa, Platyhelminthes, Trematoda, Strigeidida, Schistosomatidae.
GCUGUUUUCUAUUCAACCUUGUUUUUGUGUUUGCUUAAACUUGAAUUUUGUAUGACCAGUUUAUCGGCUAAAUUGAAAUUUGAGAGACAGAAACUGGCACUGCAGAUGCAAACAUGUCCACUUAUAAAUGACGUUUUGGACAACAAGUUGAAGGGAUGCAAUCCAUGUGCAUAUAUACCUUAUAUAUAUAUAUAUUCUCAUUCACUCACACAACUUUUGAUUGUACAAAUCUUUUCGGAAAGUAUUCUGAUGUUUUGGAAACUCUGCAUUAUUUCCAUUUAUCUGUAUGUGUUUAUAUCAGUUUGUGCUGUUGACAACGCUGACAAUGUAAAAUUCGCUCACGACGCAGCUCUUUUAAAAGGUUCUCCUGACCGUGACAAGGAUCGUAUUGUCGUAACAAAAGUCAUUAGUAAUUUGUCAGAACAAGAUGCGGAAGACCUCGCCGAUAAAUUCGGUAAACAUCUAGAAGAGAUAUUUGGCAAAGAAAAUGGAGAAUUGGAUGAAAUCCUCAAAGAAACAGUAAAAGAAUUCAAAGAAGAACAGGCAAAGUCAGGGAAUUCAGCCAGUUAUUACGGUAGUGAUUUAAUUUUACUGGGGAUUUCUGUUGUCAUAGUGACAUUGACAUGUGUUUGUGGUAUUUUUAAUAAGUGA